AUGAAUCUACACGAUCUGGUCAAAAACGACUGCCAUGAAGAAAUAUCUCGUUUAGAACAUCCGGAAUUCAACCAAUUCCGGGUGGUUGCAUACAUCAACCUGGGAAAGUUUGAAGAGGCUUUAAGAUAUGCAGAGAAAGAUUCCUUUGAAAGGGCUUAUGCACUAUACAAGCUGAAAAAGUAUAAGAAGGCACUCAGGAUUCUGAAACGCAUAGACACUGAAGGAAGCAAGGUCCUUGCCUCCCAGUGUUUGUAUUACCUGGGAUACUACAACACGGCCUAUAAAAUACUUUCAGAGGUCAAGAAAGAUGACGACAUAGUUGUGAAUCUGCAGGCCAUGAAGGGAUUAGCGAUGCUUGCAGAUAAAAACCAGUAUGCGUUUGGGAAUAAGUUCCAGCUGAGAAAGAGGGAUGAGCUUGCGCAGUUUGAGGAUCUGUCAAGGCACGAUAUUAAGCACACUGAAGGGCGUGUGGAUUUCAUAUUCAACCUGUCGUUUGAAAGCCUUGCUAACGAGGAGGAGUUUGUAAACUUCCUUUAUCGUCAGCUAGAAAAACCAGAAAUGAGUGGGACAAUUGUAGAAGAGCAGCUAAAGAACAUCAAGGGAGAAGAAGUAAAUCCCGACCUGCUUCUGAGGAACCAAAGAGAAACCUUUGAAUUCAACAGGGGUGCUAUAGACAAGUUUUCAAAUCCAUUGCACUUCCAGCAGAACUUCCAAGGACUAGGCAAUUCCGAAAGCAUCACUAGAGGAAACGUAUCCUUGUGGAUUGAAAGAGUAUAUAGCAGCAACUUCAGCAUCCAAGCCGAGAAAAUUCCCCUGCUUUCUCCAAAGAUGGUACUUCUUCGCAUCCUUACCCUGUGUAAGAGCGGGAGCUUCCCUUCGCAAAGAUUACUGAGAAAGGCUAAAGAGUGGCCUGAGUCGCCUGCCAAGAGUUAUCUAUGUGUUUUCGACCCAAUGGCCAGUCUCUCCAAAGAGUUCUACAUCAGGCUAUCAAAAGACAUAAUGAAUUAA
This is a messenger RNA of Encephalitozoon hellem ATCC 50504, 1008 nucleotides long. RefSeq lists its product as uncharacterized. The transcript has a single exon. The record is from RefSeq and is a predicted model, not a curated record. NCBI's taxonomy places the organism in Eukaryota, Fungi, Microsporidia, Unikaryonidae. Gene Ontology annotation, molecular function: protein binding. The coding region runs from base 1 to 1008 and encodes 335 amino acids.